UUUGAAUUGACCCAUUCCAAAAGCCGAUGAGAAUGAUUUUAAACUCAAAGACCAUGAUGCCACUAAUUUCAUCACUGCCUAUUUAGGCAAUUACCCUUACAAUUGUGGAAACUGUAUAGGACAGAAUCGUUGAGCUUUCGACAACUAGUUGCAUAACUAAUUCGCCUACAAGUGGAGCUGUCAACUAGAGUCUGGACUUGUCAGAUCCCUAUAGCGGAUUCUAUAUUCAGAAACGCAUCUGCCGACUGUUAAGCUUCACACGACCCCCACCACUUUACUUUCCUGUAUUUCAUUCACCUGAUGUUGUACUCUCGAAACCGCUGUAUACCUAAUUAUUAUAUGUCGCAAGCGGCGCUUCCCCGCACAGCACAAGCUGUUGUAAAAGGCCGUUUCUUUCAGAGCUAAACUCCUUCGUUGGUGGGUGGUGGGAUCAGCAACCUUCUCCAACAACUUUACCUGGCUAUUAGCUAUCCAGAGGUAGCAGGUGUUAUAAGACGAAAACAGAGACCAUAAGCAAGGCACACAAUCCCAUCGUCUUAGUGGUAGGAAGUUUUACGGGCUUGAAACUACCAUGCCUUCAGACGGCACGCGAGACGCCGUCUCACAUGCCUUUCCCACCAAGCAACUUACCAUACUCGCGAUAUGCCGCUUCUCCGAGCCCAUAGCCUUCAACUCCAUCCUGGCGUACACAUACGUCAUGGUCCAGGACCUGCACGGCGGCGACGACACCGACGCCUCCUUCUACGCGGGCCUGCUGGUCUCGGCGUACGCCGUCGCCGAGGCCAUGACGGCCAUCGGCUGGGGCGCCCUGAGCGACCGGUACGGCCGCAAGCCCGUCGUCCUGUUCGGGCUCGGCGGCGUGGCGAUCUCGAGCCUCAUCUUCGGCUUGGCUACCGAGUACUGGGUCGCCCUGCUCGCUAGGUUUAUCGGUGGGGCGCUUAAUGGGAAUGUUGCUGUCAUGCAAACGAUGGUGGCCGAGAUGGUCAAGGUACCGGAGCAUGAGCCGACCGCUUAUGCUUCGCAACCCUUCGUCUGGACUCUUGGAGGUAUCAUAGGUUCUGCCAUGGGCGGGUUUUUAGCUCAACCGGCGAGGUUCUACCCGUCCAUAUUUCCCGCCGACGGUCUUUUCGGAAGAUAUCCAUACCUCUUGCCAAACCUCGUGUCUGUCGUCGUCAUCAUACUAGCUAUUAUCCAGGGCAUUCUCUUCCUCGAGGAGACCAACCCCCGAAGCAAGAAGGCUACUCACGAAGACGUUUUCGAGGAUAAUGAUGACAUGGCCAAUGAGCGCACGCCGCUUCAUCGCCCCACGGACCGAGAAUCGUCUAUCAGAAGUCGAUCAUGCGCUUCCGGCGAUAGGCCGCUGUUUAUCGAGGAGAGCCUCCCGCUACCCGUUGAGCAGAACUUCGAUCUGAGGAGGUCGUCCUUCGGGACCGUGCGUUCGAUCAAGCUACCCCCGACAAGCCCCAAGCCAAUCGAGAACUUCAACGGGCGAACCUUCAACUUCACCAUCAUCAUGGUGACAAUCGCGCUUGUCCUAGUAUCGUACCACCAGAUGGCCUUCAACACCCUCCUCCCCACACACCUUCUGGACAAACCAGCUGCGGCCCCCGGCGAACUCGAUUUGAUCGGUGGCUUAGGAUACACCGUCCACGACGUUGGCGUCUAUCUCUCCAUCAACGGCAUCUUGGGAUUAUUCAUCCAGGGCGUCAUAUUCCCCAUAUUCGUGGACAAGGUCGGGGUCUGGAAGUCGUUUGUCUGCAACGUCGUGCUCUACCCCCUCGCGUACGUGUUCAUGCCCUUCCUGUCCGCCGUGCCGUCGGCCUUGGUGUCUCCCAGCAUAUACCUCUCGAUGAUCUUGCAGAGCUUCUUCGGUAUCGUCGUCAUCCCUUGCGCCCUCAUCUUAUUGAAGGAUGCUACGCCGUCGCCUCUGGUGCUGGGGAAGGUCAACGGGUUGGCCAUGUCGGCUUGCUGCUUGGCCCGGACUCUGUCUCCUCCCUUGGUGGGUAUCAUCUACAGCGCCGGCGGGUCCGCAGCUGCUUGGCUCAGCUGCGCCGGCGUUGCCGUGAUUGGAAUUGUGCAGCUCUUUUGGGUGCCUAGAAAACAUGUCCGUGGCUCCGCGAUGGAUGCCGACGUGUCGGGUAAGACCAAAACGGGUUCGCGGAACGAGGAAGCUGGAACGUGCCCAACUAUAAUGCAUUGAUUCGUGUCAGGUUUGGUUCCUAUGUCGACCCCGGAUGUUAUGUCACAGCAGUGUUUAGGGCUUCGAGUCUAUGGAUAGAUGGAUCGUGCUAUGACAGUGACAUUAUUUGCUCGGAACCAUUUUUUCUCAGAUUUAUCAGUCAAGGUGUCAGGUGCAAGUAUAGAAUUCGAAGGAAGCGCUAUAAAAAACGAGGUAAUGAUAUUAUGAUUUCUUAUAAAUGGUAGAUUGGGCAUUUCAGGUAGCAUUUCAUGAGUUUAGGACGGCUAGGUAUAAAGGGUUCAGGGUAUAAUCUCAUGAUAGAAUCAUUGGGUAAAUUAACGAAGAUUGCAUCCGCCGUUGCUCGGC
This is a messenger RNA of Annulohypoxylon truncatum, 2545 nucleotides long. Its product is annotated as MFS general substrate transporter. Gene Ontology annotation, biological process: transmembrane transport. The record is from RefSeq and is a predicted model, not a curated record. Gene Ontology annotation, molecular function: transmembrane transporter activity. The coding region runs from base 572 to 2200 and encodes 542 amino acids. Lineage: Eukaryota; Fungi; Ascomycota; Sordariomycetes; Xylariales; Hypoxylaceae. The transcript has 4 exons.